This is a messenger RNA of Pistacia vera, 771 nucleotides long. RefSeq names its product mitochondrial fission 1 protein A-like. NCBI's taxonomy places the organism in Eukaryota, Viridiplantae, Streptophyta, Magnoliopsida, Sapindales, Anacardiaceae. Gene Ontology annotation, cellular component: mitochondrial outer membrane; peroxisomal membrane. The transcript is spliced from 5 exons. The record is from RefSeq and is a predicted model, not a curated record. Gene Ontology annotation, molecular function: protein binding. The coding region runs from base 1 to 585 and encodes 194 amino acids. Gene Ontology annotation, biological process: mitochondrial fission; autophagy of mitochondrion; peroxisome fission.
AUGGCUGACAAAACAUCACAACUAGAAGAAUUUGCAACGAAUACCAGCAACAACCUCAACAACAAUAAUUCUCCAUCGAGGCAACUAAAAGCUCACAUAUUUGCUGACAGAGCUUAUCCUCUUUUAUUCUUACAUCCAUUUAUCUUCAGUUUAAGCUCUGAUAUUUGCUGGCAGGGCUGUGAGAGAGAGGUUGCAGAAGCUGCUAAUGGUGACUCAGAUAAACUGAAAAGUGAAAGCAUUAUGCGGUUGUCAUGGGCUCUUGUUCACUCUAGACAAGCAGAAGACGUGCAGCGCGGGAUAGCUAUGCUAGAAGCAUCAUUAGCCAAUAGUAGCCCUCCUUUGCAGCAGAGAGAGAAACUUUAUCUUCUGGCUGUUGGAUACUACAGAUGUGGUGAUUAUUCAAGGAGUCGGCAGCUUGUGGAACAGUGUUUGGAGAUUGCACCUGAUUGGAGGCAGGCUCUGGCCCUUAAGAAGAGCAUUGAAGAUCGAAUUGCGAAAGAUGGUGUUAUUGGAAUUGGUAUUACUGCAACUGCUGUUGGACUUAUAGCUGGAGGGAUUGCUGCUGCAUUGGCUCGCAAGAAAUGACAAACCUCAGUCACCAAUGUGAAUAAUAAUAGUUUGCUUUUUGAAAUGAUAUAACUUGGAUUGAUGUUUUUCCAACUUUUGCCUUGAAAAAAAAUGUUUUUAAUGAUUGUUGAAACUUGAAAGUCAUACUGUAGUACCGUUGGGAUGUUCUUAUAAAUUGGAGUUAUUAGUUGUUUUGGCUUGCUA